Messenger RNA from Striga asiatica, 1344 nucleotides. NCBI's taxonomy places the organism in Eukaryota, Viridiplantae, Streptophyta, Magnoliopsida, Lamiales, Orobanchaceae. The record is from the annotation of a GenBank genome assembly.
CGGGGCUCCUGAGCAAUAUCGACAAAAAUGAACAUCCUCCUCCAUCCCUCGUCGCCGGCGAUUCCCUUUCCACCGUCGGUGCACGAAAGCCUCGCCGCCGUCCCCACCGUCAAGCUUAAUCGAAACUCACCGCGGCGUAUUGUAGCCAGCUCAACCUCCAAAAGCAAACCUAAAAAGCAAACAGAUGAUUAUCACUCCACUCUUAAAGCCCUAAACUCCAGAGGCCGCUUUCCAAGAAAAUCACUUGGCCAGCACUACAUGUUGAAUGACUCAGUGAAUGAGGAGCUAGUGGCGGCGGGCAGUGUUAAAGAAGGUGAUAUAGUGCUUGAAAUUGGGCCGGGGACUGGUUCGUUGACUAAUGUACUUGUCAGUGCCGGUGCAUAUGUUCUUGCUGUUGAAAAGGAUCCACACAUGGCAGCUCUGGUAAGGGAACGUUUUGCCGGAUUAGAAUGUGUCAAGGUUCUGGAAGACGAUUUUACGAGAUGUCAUAUACGCUCUCAUAUGUCUUCGGUAUUCCAAAAUAGGAGCCCCACAGAUGCAAAGGUGGUGGCUAAUAUACCUUUCAACAUAAGUACUGAUGUGGUGAAACAACUUCUUCCGAUGGGUGACAUUUUCUCUGAAGUGAUCCUUUUACUUCAGGAUGAAGCUGCCUUGCGCUUGGUUGAUUCGUCUUUAAAAUCAUCGGAAUAUCGGCCCAUAAAUAUUUUCGUGAACUUCUAUUCAGAUCCUGAAUACAAAAUGAAGGUUUCGAGGACGAAUUUCUUCCCUCAGCCCAAAGUCGAUGCAGCUAUUGUAUCAUUUAAAUUAAAGAAAGUGGCCGAUUAUCCUCGUGUUUCCUCCAUCAAAAGCUUUUUCUCAAUGGUAAACUGUGCGUUUAAUGAAAAACGUAAAAUGUUGAGAAAAUCACUACAACACGUAUGCCCUUCCCCUGACGUUGAAGCCGCUCUGUGUGCUGUUAAUCUUUCACCCACUUCGAGACCCGAAGAACUCACAUUAGAUGAUUUUGUUAAAUUGCACAACCUGAUAGUGGAAGCACAGCUAUUAUGAUAAGUGAUAAAAUCUGGAAACUCUCUUCUUUGUUAAUUCUUUUUUAUCAUGUAGUGAAAACUGACUUGUUACAAUUCUUUGUUGUGAAAUAGUAUAAGAUUGUUAGUUAACAUGAUCUUUUACAUGUACAGUAAAGAAUUAAUCAUCUACUUUGUGGUUUUGAUUUACCAACUGGUUUAAUUUACCGAAUCUUGUGUUGGCAAGAUCUGGAUCGUUGAUCUUAGUACUAAGAAUAAUCGUUGAUUUAUCAAACGAUCCAAGUUGAACUCGAAUUGAGCCGAGCCAGACUCGUUAUUG